UUUUAAUUUAACCUUUCUCAUCUUUUCUUUUCUAUCCUAAACUCCCAAACUAAGCCCUAGGGUUUUUGACGUCGCGCCGUCGUUUCUCCAAACCCCUCAGGCAACGAAAUGGCUCCAAAGAGAGGUGCGAGGGCUCCAGCUGCAGUGGCGAGGAGGAAAACCGAGAAGGUGGCGAAUCCUCUGUUCGAGAAGCGUCCGAAGCAGUUCGGAAUUGGAGGAGCCCUCCCACCGAAGAAGGAUCUCACCAGGUUCGUCAAAUGGCCUCUCAACGUCCGGAUCCAGAGGAAGAAGAGGAUCCUCAGGCAGCGCUUGAAGGUUCCUCCGGCGCUCAACCAGUUCUCCAAGACUCUCGACAAAAAUCUUGCAACAAAUCUGUUCAAGAUGCUUCUCAAGUACAGGCCUGAAGACAAGGCAGCCAAAAAAGAGCGUCUUCUCAAGAGAGCUCAAGCUGAGGCUGAAGGGAAAGCUUCUGAUGCUAAGAAGCCAAUUGUUGUCAAAUACGGUUUAAAGCAUGUGACGUACCUUGUUGAGCAGGUCUUUAUCCUACUUUUCUUCUAUACUCUGUUGGUUUUCUGUAGUGUCUCACUCUUGGUAGUGCAAGCUGUGGCUCAUAGAAAUUAUUUUCUGCAGAACAAGGCACAAUUGGUGGUUAUUGCUCACGAUGUGGACCCAAUUGAGUUGGUUGUUUGGCUUCCUGCUUUGUGCAGAAAGAUGGAAAUUCCCUAUUGUAUUGUGAAGGGAAAAUCGCGAUUGGGAGCGAUUGUUCAUAAGAAAACUGCAUCAGUUUUGUGCCUGACCUCAGUGAAGAAUGAAGAUAAAUUGGAGUUCUCGAAAAUUUUGGAGGCCAUUAAGGCUAACUUCAAUGAUAAAUACGAGGAGUACAGGAAAAAGUGGGGUGGUGGAGUCAUGGGGUCCAAAUCUCAAGCAAAAACCAAGGCGAAGGAGAAGCUUCUUCAAAAGGAAGCCGCUCAGAGGAUGUCUUAGAAAGAGCGAUUUUCCUCCUUGUCCUGAUUUUUAUUUGCGGCUUUAGAUUUUUUGCUUCUGACAUACAUAUGUAUUUUUGGUAGACAUUUAUUUGGCAUGUUUGAUUAUCAAAACUUCGUGCAAUAGUUAAAUUUUGUGUUGACUGCUUGCUUUAUGAAUGGUAGUUGUUUCCUUGAGUUGUGGCUAA
Messenger RNA from Coffea eugenioides, 1171 nucleotides. Its product is annotated as 60S ribosomal protein L7a-1. The transcript is spliced from 5 exons. NCBI's taxonomy places the organism in Eukaryota, Viridiplantae, Streptophyta, Magnoliopsida, Gentianales, Rubiaceae. The record is from RefSeq and is a predicted model, not a curated record. The coding region runs from base 109 to 984 and encodes 291 amino acids. Gene Ontology annotation, cellular component: ribonucleoprotein complex. Gene Ontology annotation, biological process: ribosome biogenesis.